Molecule: messenger RNA, 1023 nt
Organism: Prunus armeniaca (apricot)
Lineage: Eukaryota; Viridiplantae; Streptophyta; Magnoliopsida; Rosales; Rosaceae
Source: the annotation of a GenBank genome assembly
AUGGACUAUAGUGAUCAAUUCACAACUUAUUCGAUAUUUAAUGGUAGAGAUGAAUUACUUCGAUGGGCUCGUGAACAAGAAAAAUUGAAUAAUAUUGUCAUUGUAAUUAAAAGGUCUGAUUAUGGAGGUGAGGGCAAGAGGAGACCUCGUGUAAUACUUGCUUGUGAGAGGAACGGUGUCAAUAUUGGUGAUGGGGAUGAUUGGAAGUUGGAGGUGGGUUGUGGAGUACACAACCAUCCUAUUUCAGAGUAUCUUCAAGGUCAUUCAUUUGUGGGGCGACUUACUGAAGAGGAGAAUGCCUUGUUGGUGGACAUGUCUAAGAGUUUGGUGAAACCCAGAGAUAUUUUGGUCACCAUUAAAGAUAGCGAUGCAAUGAAUGUUUCAACUAUGAAAACAAUAUACAAUGCUAGGAUCCGAAAUAGAACCAAAGAAUUUGCUGGGAGAACCCAAAUGCAACAAUUGCUUACUAAGUUAUCCGAACACAAGUAUAUUGAGUGGCACAUGACAUCUGGUGAUAUUAAGGGACCUCUUCUCGGCCAUGGCACCUGUUCAUGGACUGAAACGGCCACGUUUCGUCAAACAUUUAGCCUUUUCGAAAACAGAAGAAAAAUACGAAGGCAGGAUCUUCUUGGCCUCACAACCACAGCAUUAUGGGCCGAGGCCGAGGUCCAUGAGAGAGACGGCCAAAGCAUUAUAAACCCAAACAUUCUCACAAAGCGUUCUCACAGCUUCAGGUCAGAUCACCAACCACUGGACCAGAGCAUUAAAUGCGUUCCCACAGCCAAGAGUGCAGAGCCCAAGAUCAAGGCGGUGGCCGAGAUUUAUGGGGGUCACACCACCAUGCUUCACGAUCCCAAAUGCCGAUUUGACUAUCCACUUGCCCCGAUCAGACUCCACCAUGCUUCUCAACCCCAAACCACCAUGCUUCACGAUCCCAAAUGCCGAUUUGACUAUCCACUUGCCCAGCCAGGCUCCACCACGCAGGUCUUGUCAGCCUUGAAUGUCCUUCCGGGACUCCUAUAA